CUCAUUUAAAAGUCAUGGCAUAUUUUGAAAAUACCGAUGUUAAUAAGUUUUUUGAACCAACAAAUGCCUUAGAAUUCUCAAAUGAAACUUCUUCCGGGCCUGAAGACCUUAGGCACGUAUGGGUAGAAAAUUCUAUUACUUCCGUCGUAAGAAUAAUUUCUAUCCUCCUUCUCAGAAUUGGCUUUAUUCUAGUCCAAGUCGGAUCCAUCCCUGUCGAAAAUGCCUUCAUGAUAAUUUUCCGUAACAUUCUGGAAAUUGCCGUGGUAAUUUUUUCCUAUGGUUUCAUGGGCUUUUACCUUUCCUUUGGGAAAAAAUCAUUUUAUGGCAUCAUCAAUUACGACGGCUACAUAGGAGACAAAGAUGCAGAUUUAAGCUCAGCAGCUCUAGGCUUCUCAGCAUGUCUUCUAGCAACAGCCAUCACCUCAAGCAUGUUUAUAGCACGACUUCAUCAAGUCCCAAUGCUUCUGAUAGCAUUUUUCACUAGCGCAUUUUUUUUGCCUGUAUUAAUGUGCUGGUGCUGGAGCAACCGUGGCUGGAUGACCAUGGCUACCAUUUUAGAGGAAAGAGUUUCUAUAAAAGAUUUUGGAGGAAAUUUAGUUGUGCAUGUACCGUCGGCGAUAAUAGGUCUGAUGGGGGCUCUGUUUCUCGGACGAAGAAUCAUGAAGCUUAAAGACGUGGACAGAUUCUCGUUAGGCCAUGAAUACACUAGCGGAAUAGUGACUGGAUAUUUUUUUGUAAUUAUUGGCCAUAUUGGAUUCAAUUUACCUACAGCUAGCUAUGAAUCUAGUCACGGCUUAAAAGAUUACAUUAGCUUAAUAUCAAUUAAUAGCUUGAUGGCUAUGGGAGCUGGAAUUUUGGUAGUAUCUCUAGUGAUACUAAUAAUUACUAGAGAUACUUACAGAUAUUGGAUAAUUGUAAAGUGUCUGCAAGGUGGAUUAGCUGGUGUGGUAACAGUGAGCGCCGGAAUCGAUGUUUAUUCACCCUCAAUUAAUUUCGCAAUCGCCUGCGUUGGAGGAUUUAUUUUUUAUUUUUUCUCCAACGUUAUCCAUUUUUCGGCUUUAGAAGAUUGCUGCAAUGUUCUAGCGGUUUAUCUACUAUGCGGCUGCUUAGGAGUUCUCAUCCCACCCUUAUUGGCUAAUGGAGAAAACUUAGGCCUCGCAGUACCAAUGAGACUCAGACUCGUCCAUUUACUAUGGCAAUUUAUUUGCCUCAUUAUUAUUAUUUUAAUAAUUGCCAUCUUUUAUUUGGCAAUAUUUACAGUUUUCCACGUGACGAGGAUGUUGAAGAAUCACUUCGAAAAACUUAAUCAUCAAAGGGCGAAGGUUUUGUACGGAAGAUUACCCUGGAAGAAAUAUUUUGAUAGGAUUUUUAAGAUCAGCGACAAAAGUAAGGAACUCUCGCCGGGCAGUAAUCGAUCGCAAUUGAAUCAGACAUUUACGGUUUUGUAAUGUUAAGGGUAAAAUAAUAAAGAGAAAUUAAUGGAUAAUAAUUUGUUUUGAUUUUAUGGAGAUUUUAUGCUACUUUAUUGCUGCUAGCGGUGGUGUGAAUUUGGAUGAUAAAGAGUUGUUAGCUGUAGAUCUGUUGG
This is a messenger RNA of Ceutorhynchus assimilis (cabbage seed weevil), 1585 nucleotides long. The record is from the annotation of a GenBank genome assembly. Lineage: Eukaryota; Metazoa; Arthropoda; Insecta; Coleoptera; Curculionidae.